AUGGCCGACAAGCUUCGUACACUUCAAAACCUUGAGGCCCUUCAGGCCCGUUACCUUGGUACUGGGCACGCCGACACCACCAAGUAUGAGUGGACCUCCAACAUCGUUCGCGACAGCUACUCCUCGUACGUUGGCCACCCACCACUUCUCAGCUACAUGGCCAUCGGUAUGGGCGAGUCCAAAGAGAAAGUCCGUGCGAUGAUGCUUGAGAAAAUGGUGAGAGGGGCAGGGAAUCCACCGGAGGCACAAGAAUAA
Molecule: messenger RNA, 255 nt
Organism: Talaromyces rugulosus
Lineage: Eukaryota; Fungi; Ascomycota; Eurotiomycetes; Eurotiales; Trichocomaceae
Exons: 2
Coding region: 1-255 (84 amino acids)
Biological process (GO): mRNA splicing, via spliceosome
Cellular component (GO): precatalytic spliceosome; U2 snRNP
Source: RefSeq, a predicted model, not a curated record